AUGCCGAUCCCCGUCCCCAAAGCCGAGAGCCUGCACGACCUCCUUAGCCUGAAGGGCAAGGUCGUUGUAGUCACCGGAGCCUCGGGUCCUCGUGGUAUGGGUAUUGAAGCGGCACGCGGUUGCGCCGAGAUGGGCGCCGACGUCGCCAUCACCUACUCGUCACGACCGGAGGGCGGAGAGAAAAACGCCAAGGAGCUCAAGGAAAAAUACGGAGUCAAGGUCAAGGCCUACAAGUGUGAUGUGGGCAACUGGCAGAACGUGGAAAGCGUCGUGAAGGAAGUCAUCAAAGACUUCGGCAAGAUUGAUGCAUUCGUUGCCAACGCCGGUCGCACGGCCAACAGCGGCAUCCUUGAUGGAUCAGUGCAGGACUGGGAAGAAGUCGUCCAGACCGAUCUGACGGGCACAUUCCAUUGCGCCAAAGCCGUGGGCGCGCACUUCAAGGAACGCGGCACGGGUAGCUUCGUUAUUACCUCAUCGAUGUCCGGCCACAUCGUCAACUUCCCGCAGGAACAGACCUCCUACAACGUCGCUAAGGCGGGCUGUAUCCACAUGGCGCGGUCGCUGGCCAACGAAUGGCGCGACUUUGCCCGCGUCAACAGCAUUUCCCCCGGUUACAUUGACACCGGCUUGUCGGACUUUGUCGAGAAGAAGACCCAGGAUUUGUGGCUGUCCAUGAUCCCCAUGGGCCGCAAUGGCGACGCCAAGGAGCUCAAGGGUGCCUAUGUGUACCUGUGCAGCGAUGCCAGUACCUACAUGACUGGCAACGACAUGAUCAUCGACGGCGGGUACUGCGUGCGGUAG
Penicillium alfredii is the source of this 801-nucleotide messenger RNA. Its product is annotated as SDR family oxidoreductase. The record is from RefSeq and is a predicted model, not a curated record. Gene Ontology annotation, molecular function: oxidoreductase activity, acting on NAD(P)H, oxygen as acceptor. The transcript has a single exon. NCBI's taxonomy places the organism in Eukaryota, Fungi, Ascomycota, Eurotiomycetes, Eurotiales, Aspergillaceae. The coding region runs from base 1 to 801 and encodes 266 amino acids. Gene Ontology annotation, cellular component: intracellular anatomical structure.